Messenger RNA from Papaver somniferum (opium poppy), 6238 nucleotides. RefSeq lists its product as uncharacterized. The transcript has 14 exons. The coding region runs from base 385 to 5619 and encodes 1744 amino acids. The record is from RefSeq and is a predicted model, not a curated record. Lineage: Eukaryota; Viridiplantae; Streptophyta; Magnoliopsida; Ranunculales; Papaveraceae. Gene Ontology annotation, biological process: protein deubiquitination. Gene Ontology annotation, molecular function: cysteine-type deubiquitinase activity.
UUUCUCUCUCAAAAACUUUUACAGAGAGGAAGGGAGUGUUGUAGGUUGAUUCUGUAUCUUCUCUUCUUCUAUCAAAUCUUCAAACUCCAUUAAUGGUGGGAUUUAAUUAAGGAAUAUCAAAAUCCAUAUCAUUCUCAUUCUUUACUUCCAAAACAGUCUCACCUUAUUGUUAGGUAGAGAGAAAGAAAAGAAGUUAAGGGUUUUAGAGAGAGAGAGAGAGAAACAAGCGAAGACAGAAGAAAUUGAGACAAGAAAAACAGAUUCAUCGAUGGGUUUGAUUUUCCUCACCGUUACUUCAUAAGUAUUUUUUCCUUCUGUUUAUUGUUACUAUAUAUCCAAAGAAAUUUGAGUUAGAAUGAUAGGGUUUUAGUAUAAAAUCACAGAAUGGGGCAUAAGAAACGGAACCCUGGUUUACGACACAAACCCACUUCAGCUAAGCCCUCUGCCUCUGCCACAACUGUAGUUUCAGUAACGGCAGAGGAGGUAGUUGAAGAUGGUGUUAUUGAAGAUGAGAAGUUGUUAACACUCGGUUAUCCUAAUGAGCAGAAUUAUAAUGUUAUGGAUGAUUCAUUGUUUUCUUGUAUCAAAGUUGAAUGUGAAAAAGCCCUAACAGCACUACGAAGAGGGAAUCAUACAAAGGCUUUAAGACUUAUGAAGGAGGCUAGUCUUCGGUAUGAGAGUAUUGGUUUAAUUCAUCGAGUUCAAGGGACUAUUUGUGUUAAAGUUGCUGCCUUAAUUGAAGAUCCAAAUGUCAAACAAAGACAUAUUAAGAAUGCGAUCGAGUCUGCAAGAAGAGCUGUUUCAUUGUCGCCCAACUCGAUUGAGUUUGCUCAUUUUUAUGCUAAUUUGCUGUUAGAAUCUGUAAAUGAGAGUAAGGUUGGGUAUGAUGAGAUUAUUCAUGAGUGUGAUAGGGCACUCUCUAUUCAGAAUCCUAUCGACCCAGCGAAGGAGAGUUUGCAGGAUGAGAGCCAGCACAAAUUACUAACACCCGAGGAACGGAUAGACUAUGUUCAACAGGAACUUCGUAAUCUUAUUCAGAGAGCCAACAUUGCGUCAAUUUCAAAUUGGAUGAAGAAUCUAAAUAAUGGGACGGGCGAAAAGUUUCAGUUGAUUCCAGUGAGACGGAUAACCGAAGAUCCUAUGGAGGCUAGUUUAGCUCAGGCUAGACGGCCUAAUGAGAUCAAAAAAGCAACUAAGACACCUGAGGAGAGAAGGAAGGAAAUUGAAGUACGUGUAGCUGCUGCUAGGCUGUUGCAACAGAAACCUGAUUUGCUUCCUGUGGAGAAUGAUGAAGGUAGAGACAUAGAUUCAUCUUUGGGGACUCACAAAGUGGUUGAGCGACGUAAGCAUUUAAAUUUGCGGAAGAUUGCAUCCUUCUCAGACAGGAUGAAUCAUGUUAAAUCUUUUUGGGAUUCAAUGGCCCUUGAGAAGAAGCAAAGUUUGCUCCAUGUGAGUAUUGAGGAUCUCAAGUCCCAUUUCAGGUCAUCAAAGGAUAGUUUGAUGCUAGAGACUCUGUUAGAAGCCCUGUUAUUUGUGCAGGAUAAGAAGACGUGGAAGUUCUGGGUGUGCUGCUGCUGCAGUGAGAAGUUUACUGAUGGUGAUUCACAUAUGCAACAUGUGGUGAGGGAGCAUAUGGGUAGCCUCUCUCCAAAUUUGCAGUCGGUAUUGCCUCAAGAAGUUGACACUGAUUGGACUAGGAUGCUUCAAUAUGGCUCAUGGAAACCCGUUGAUUCUUCUGUUGCUUUCAAAAUGGCUGAAGAUCGAUCAAAUUGCCGAUCUUCUAAACUCUUGAAUGGUUACUAUAGCAGGAAUGAUGAUGAUGAUGAUGAUGUUGAUGAUGACGAGAGGAGGAAUGCCAGUACAACUGACAAUUGGUACUCAAGAGACACAUGGGAUUCCGAUGAGGAGAAGGAGUUGACAAUGGAUGGUGACCAAAUGGCAAUGUGUUCUAAUGGAAGCUUAGUUGAAAGCGGAAGGCAUGAAAAUGUUUCCAGCUGGGAGGAAUAUGAUAACACUAGGUGGUUGAAAUCAUUCCCCAUCACAAAAUCUUGGCCAACAUGCGAGGAUACUGAACGCGCAAAACUCCUUGAGAAUAUCCACGUGAUGUUCCAGUCUCUUAUUAGACAUAAAUGUCUCGCAGCAAGCCAUCUUAAUAAAGUCAUUCAAUACACAAUGGACGAGCUUCAAAGACUUGCUCCUGGUUCACAGCUUUCAAACCUUGGUUUGGACCAAACACCUCGCUGUAUUUGUUUCUUGGGAGCUUCCCAACUUAGCAAGGUCCUCAAAUUUUUGCAGGAGCUUUCUCAUUCUUGCGGAUUAAGUAGAUAUCCUGAUAAGGCCAGCUUAACAUAUGAGAAACCAAGUGAUGCUAAAGAACCUGAAAUCAAAGAAAUAGUUGUUCUGAGCAGGGAUUCAUCAUUUCUUUUUUUAGGGGAGCGUUUAUUUAGAAGCAGUGGUUAUGAGAAAGGUUGCUCCAUGAGUUAUGGUGAUGCAGCAGCCACUCCUUUUCCCUUUAGUGAUAAUGACGAUUGUCUUCCACUCGAUAGCAGUGCUCUGUUAUCCUGGAUUUUCUCAGGCCCUUCGAGUGGGGAAAAGCUUGCUUCAUGGAUCCGUCUGAGGGAAGAAAACUCCCAUCGUGGAUUAGAAUUUCUUCAGAUGCUUGAGAAGGAACAUUACCUCUUACAAGGCUUGUGCGAGAGGAAAUGUGAGCAUUUGAGCUAUGAUGAAGCUUUACAAGCAGUUGAGAGUCUCAUUUUCGAAGAGCUUAGAAAAAGAGAGCAUGUUACUAGAUUUGCCUCUCGUAGUUUGGAGGCUGUCGUUCGCAAGCGUCAAGAAGAACUUACUGAAAGAGAAAGUGAUGUUAUGUCCAUCGGUAGUAGGUUCGAGUUGGAGGCUCUAUCAAGUGUUCUCAAAGAAGCACAGUCUUUGAGUAUUGCACCAUUUGGAUACGAAGAAACUCUGUCUGGUGUCACUACUCGUUUAUGUGAUACAGAUUAUGGAGAAGAUGAUGACUGGAGAAUGUACGAUGUUCUUCAUCAAGCAGAUAAUUGCAUUCAAGUAGCACUGCGGAGACAGAAGGAACAGUUGUCUGUAGAGCUCAGCAAAAUUGAUGCCAGGAUCAUGCGAAAUGUCACUGGCAUGCAACAGUUAGAGCUUAAGCUUGGACCCUUGUCUUCCUACGAUUUUCGAGCGAUUAUUCUGCCUCUUGUUAAGUCAUUCAUGCGGGCACAUUUGGAAGAACUAGUUGACAAAGAUGCUACAGAGAGAUCUGAAGUUGCAAGAGAAGCAUUUUUAGCUGAACUUGCACUUGAUUCUAAAAAGGGUAAUCACAAAGGCGGUGAUUCUAAACAUAUCCAAGAGAAGAUGAAGGAUAAGAAAAAGAACAGGGAUCACAGAAAAGCUAAGAAUCUAAAGGCAAGUGGUGGUAGUGAGCAGCUUCCCCACAAAAUAACUGCGGAGAAGACUCACUUCCCUGUUACCAAUGAUAGUCAACCGGAUUCAGAGAUCGUAGUUGGUGUUGUUGGUGAUGACUUAUCACGAGAAGAAGAAGAUUAUAGGCGUCAAAUUGAGCUUGAAGCGGAGGAAAGAAAGCUUGAAGAAACUCUGGAGUAUCAAAGGAGAAUCGAGAAUGAGGCAAAACAGAAGCACUUAGCUGAAUUAAAUAAGAAGGAAAGUGGAAGAAUGCUAGAUAGCGUGGCAGCCGAAUUCUCUGUUGAAUUAAACCCCAUCGUCUAUGAUUUAGAUGCUUCCGAGAAGUUGGGAAACCGUAACCCAGUAAGCUUUCCGUGCAAUGGUGGUUCCGGUGAUAGUUGGGGCAGGGUUGACCAUGGGGCAUCUUCUUCUGGUGCCUUCUCUGUGGAUAAUCAGGAACUUGAACAUAGUAAUUCCAGAGAGAAUUCCAUGGGGCGUGACAUGGUCCUAACUUCUGAAAGUUGGGUUGUCUCUAAUAGCAAGCCUGAAAAUUUGCGUGAACCUUUCGAAGAGCCCUCCGCGGGCAUUCCUUAUUUAGCAGAAGAUUCAAUAGGUGUCUCUAUAAGCAGUACAAAUGGGACCAUGGUUUCUACAGAAGCCUCUGCCAGCUCAGUUGCCCACACUAGUAAAAGAACAAAUAAUCAAUCUCAAAUCGGAGUUGAGCAAGUCAUCAACAGUGGAUCUCCCAACAAUGGUUUUCCGCCUUCCGAGCGCCGGGUGGGAAGACAACGUAGACGGCGUAACAGCUCUACCAGUGUUGUUGAAGGAAGUUCCCGAUCCUUGUCUUCUGAUAAAGGUAUUCGUGACACUGGAAGUUUGCAAAAUGAAUGUUGCAUCAAAGAUAAUGCUGGUGCAGGGGAUCAGAGGACUCAUGUUGGUACUGGUGAUCCAUGUUUUGUAGAUACUGGAGCAAAAUCACUGAGGGAACUGCAUGCUGAAGAAGAUGACGAGGAAAGGUUCCAGGCCGACCUUAAGAAAGCCGUCCGUCAAAGCCUUGACACAUUUCAAGCACGUCAAUUUUCAUCAGUAAUUCUUGGACCAAGAGUGUUGCUUCCAGAAACAGCCACAUCAUCAGAUGAGUUGAGAGUUUCACAAGGUGAAAUCAUUUUUGGCAGCUUAAAUGGAACGGAUGUAUUGGGAACAGGAUUAAAAAAUGAAGCUGGUGAAUACAAUUGUUUUUUGAAUGUCAUCAUACAGUCCCUAUGGCAUUUAAAACGGUUUCGCGAAGAGUUCUUAGGAAAAUCAAUUUUAUCACAUCUUCAUGUUGGGGAUCCUUGUGCUGUAUGUGCACUAUAUGACAUUUUUAUGGCUUUAAGCACGGCAUCUACCGAUAAGCGAACUGAAGCAGUUGCUCCUACCUCUUUGAGAGUUGCUCUUAGCAACUUGUAUCCAGAUAGUAAUUUCUUUCAAGAGGCACAGAUGAAUGAUGCCUCUGAAGUAUUGGCAGUAAUCUUUAACUGUCUUCAUAGGUCAUUUACAUCUGAUUCUAGUGAAUUUGAUGUUGAAUGUGAAGAAAGUAAUUGCAAUGGGUCUUGGGACUGUGCAACCAAAGCUUGCAUUGCACAUUCUCUUUUUGGGAUGAACAUCUUUGAGCAGAUGAGUUGCUACAAUUGUAAGUUGGAGUCGAAACAUAUGAAGUACACUUCAUUCUUUCACAACGUCAAUGCUAGUGCUCUUCGAACAGCAAAGCAGAUUAUGUGUGCGGACAGCUCUCUUGACGAGCUUUUGAAUAUCGUAGAGAUGAAUCACCAGUUAGCAUGUGACCCAGAGUCUGGUGGCUGUGGAAAACAUAAUUACAUCCAUCACUUCCUUUCAACUCCACCUCAUGUGUUCACAGCAGUGCUUGGUUGGCAGAAUACGUGUGAGAGCGCAGAUGACAUCAAGGCAACGGUGGCAGCUCUAACCACUGAGUUAGAUGUUGCUGUCCUAUUUCGGGGGCUGGAUCCAGGGAACAAACACCGUCUAGUUUCAGUGGUAUGUUAUUAUGGCCAACAUUAUCACUGCUUUGCAUACAGUAUUGAGCAAGACCGGUGGACAAUGUAUGAUGACAGAACUGUCAAGGUAAUUGGUGGAUGGGAUGAUGUUAUUCUCAUGUGUGAAAGAGGGCACUUACAACCUCAGGUUCUUUUCUUUGAAGCUAUGAACUAGGUUAUACCUAGAGAAUCUCUCAUUAUACUCUCUAUUGGGGUUGCUGUUACUGUGUAGUACUCAUUCUGUCAAACAUGGUGAUCCCAAUCCUCAGUCGUAAUCACUUACCCAGGACUUGCAAUGUUCACUGAAAGCAGUCUACAAUUUUGAAAAAGGUAGUAGUAGGUGUUGGAGAUUUGAAAGCCAAUAUAGCAAAAUAGGUCUUUCUCUUCAAAAAUUGUCGGUCUUUAGAGUACAGGUAUAAGGCACCUAUUAAGUGUCAUAAUAGAUCUAUGGUUCAAGCUGAUGAAUAUGUGACACAUGGAUUCAAAGAAGAAUAAGCAGCAAUAAUAUUAUAAUGGUUAGCAGCAGCUUGUUAUAAGCAGAUAUUGGGGGUGGAAUUGUGGCUGAUUACGUCAUAGUCAUAUACAAACAGUCAAAAGAAGAAAUCUGAGUCCUCUGCUGGAUCUGGAUCUGUGCAUAGGGAUUAUAAGGACUCAUCUUUAGGGGGUCCGGAUACUGUAAGUUCAAAUGUUGGAUGAUGAUGAUGAUGAUGAUAAUGCCAAAAUGUAUUGUUUUGGUUUUUAAACUUUCCGUUUAGUAUGUACUGCAGACAAUAUAAGCAUUACUUUUUUGAGCA